UUCCAGCGACAUCAAACAACACAUACGCUACGCUGCUUCUCCUCCUCCAGCAAAUCAGCCUCUCACACUCACAGUCGUACUCCCAACUCCGGCGUUCUCCCUCCGGCGGCGCUGCCUCUACUCCGGCAAGUCGGCGCUGCCGAAACAUCAGCCGUUCAACGGCUCCUUCUUCCUCCGGCAAAUCAGUCAUCUUUUGAAGCAAACUAUAGAAUCAUGGGAAAGAAAGGAUUGAGCAAGAAGGGGCCUGCUGCAACUUCUGGGCCUCAAAUGUCGGUUACAAUAAGAGAAGCUUCAACUGGGAAGAAACACACCAAUGCCAAGUCAUCUUUGAAGUUGCAACAUAUCAAGAACCUUGCAGUGUGGGCCAGUCGUGAUGGUGCCAUACCUUCAUUGGGUGCCUUUUUUGGUUACCAUUUGGCCGCUUCUUCUGAGGCAUUUGGGGCACCGGUUGAUCCUUCCUUGUUUACUUGUCAAAGAUGUGAAUCUAUACUUCAUCCUGGCCACAAUUGCACCAUCCGAAUCGAGAAAAACAAGAAAAAUGCUCGACGUAAAAGCAAGAAGAAUACUCCUCGUCCUCAAAACAACGUUGUAUACACUUGCCAUUUUUGUUCACAUAGAAAUAUGAAAAGAGGCACCCCAAAAAAUAUAAGUCAACUAAAGGUCAAACCACAUCCAAAGUCAACCAAUCAAAAAGCCGGUAACAUAGUCUCUUCUUCUGAUACGAGUAAAGAUAACAUUGUUGCAAACACUAAAGUGGCUCCACUGGGGCCCACAAAAGACGAACAACCUCACAGGGACAAAAUGGUAAUUGUGGAGAAAAAUGAAUCAUCGAAGGCCGAAGACGACUCUGUUGAUAAAAACACGUUUGCUUGCGGCAAAACGGGUCUUUUAGAGAUCACAGAUACGUUGGAGGUUAAAAACGGAUCUGAUGCAUCGGGUCCCGCUAACCCAUUGACCAGGCCGACAUUUACUUUGCUGGAUUCAAAGAUGAAGAAGAAGAAUCGGUCAGGUUCUAAGAAAAAAGUGGCAAUCGAAAGUACGACUCCAAAUGUAGAAAAGUCGUCUAAUAGAAAGAGAAGAAAAACUUGGACUAGUUAUAAGGAGCUUGCUGACGACAACGACAAGAGAAGGAAGUUAUUCAGUUAAUGAACUUAAUAGUCCCAUUCUCUAUGCAGUGAAGUGUGUUGAGGCUUAGUUGAUUAUGUGGUAGACAUGUUGGACAAAUUCGUGGUCGUAAAAUGGCGGUUCAGGCAGGGUGCAUUUUAUUGGCAAAUUCUGAGAUAUUUUUGGUCAGGGUUAAAACGGGUCGCCUGAAAGUGAAGUUUUCGAGUAAUAUUUUUUUAUAUAAAAACCGUAUUAUAGUUUAAUUAUUUGAGUUAAAUGAUAUGCUAGGUUGUUCAUUCAAAAUUAUAACUAUGCGAUUUUGGAAUUAUAACUUCAGUCUAAAUGAACUCAUUUUGUUUAA
Molecule: messenger RNA, 1465 nt
Organism: Helianthus annuus (common sunflower)
Lineage: Eukaryota; Viridiplantae; Streptophyta; Magnoliopsida; Asterales; Asteraceae
Exons: 3
Coding region: 214-1146 (310 amino acids)
Biological process (GO): RNA processing
Source: RefSeq, a predicted model, not a curated record